AUCUAAUUUUAAUUUCCAACUCCUUGUAAAAACACAGUCCAAACACCAAUGAUCCCAUUGUUUCUAAGAAUACUGUAACAAGAAAACCUUGGAACCUAUUACAUCAUCAUUAAGAAGCAACUCUUGGCAGCUUAUUUGAAGCUUUCCCCCAAAAAGGGAUUCCAUAAUCUGCUGAUUUCCAGAAAGGAAUGAGCUACUGUUUGAAGAAACGCAUGGAUAUGGUAUAACAUUAUGCACAUCAUUUGGUUUCCUUAGCCCGACAUGAUUAGUGUAAGAUAUAGAUAUUUGCAGAUGACAUGAGGUCUGCUUUUAAAUCUAAUCAAAUAAAUUGCCUGGUCCCUCAAUUCAAAACAUUUAACAGUGUGCAUUUCUUUUCAAUAACGAUCAGGUUCUGUCCAUCUCUUUUUUUUUUUUUUCUUCAAAUAGCAGUCUCUUAUGUCAUUAAUUCCUCUUUUGAGUUUGUUUUUAUUCUAUUUAUUGUUGUUACAGAAUAGUUAAUGCUAUUGUGCUGUUUUAUUUUUCUUGCAAACAUGUUUCAAUUUCUUUUCCUUUGAGCCGAGGGUUUAUCGGACACAACUUCUCUUCCCCACAAAGGUAGGGGUAAGGUCUGCGUACAUCCUAUCCUCCCCAGACCCCACUUGUAGGAUUACACUGGGUAUAUUGUUGUUGUACAGAAUAGUUAAAGUUCAUAUGGGAACUGUUCAAAUUUUUCUACAGAAGAAUGAGGCAGGAGACGAGAAAUGGCGUGGAUCAGUUGGAAGCUUAGUGGAGGCUCCAAUCGACCAAGUGUGGAACUUAGUAUCACAAAGCAGUAGACUAUCUGAAUGGAUGCCAGUGGUGGAAAGAUGCACUGAUUUAGGUGGAGAAGAAGGAUUUCCAGGCUACGUUCGCCUAGUUUCUGGUUUCAUGUUCCCCCAAAACGACGGAGACAGGUCGUGGAUCAAGGAAAGGCUAGUUUCUAUGGACACUUCAUCACAUAGUUAUGUUUACAAAAUGGAAGCAAGCAAUGUAGGUCUCGAUGGAUCAACGAAUUCACUAACCCUCUUUGAUUAUGAAGAUGAUACAACUCUUGUCAACUGGACUUUUGAAAUAAAUCCACUGGAAGGCACCUCCGAGGACACAAUCAUAGAUUACUUGGGAUUUCUUUAUAAAUCUUGUAUAAAUAAAAUUAAAUGUGCUAUAGAUACCUCCUCUCAAAGUGAAUGUACUGGAGAGUAA
This is a messenger RNA of Lycium barbarum (goji berry), 1218 nucleotides long. RefSeq lists its product as uncharacterized. NCBI's taxonomy places the organism in Eukaryota, Viridiplantae, Streptophyta, Magnoliopsida, Solanales, Solanaceae. Bases 691 to 1218 code for a protein of 175 amino acids. The record is from RefSeq and is a predicted model, not a curated record. The transcript has a single exon.